Molecule: messenger RNA, 4716 nt
Organism: Haliotis rubra (blacklip abalone)
Lineage: Eukaryota; Metazoa; Mollusca; Gastropoda; Lepetellida; Haliotidae
Product: hepatoma-derived growth factor-related protein 2-like
Exons: 20
Coding region: 310-3630 (1106 amino acids)
Biological process (GO): regulation of transcription by RNA polymerase II
Cellular component (GO): nucleus
Molecular function (GO): transcription coregulator activity; double-stranded DNA binding
Source: RefSeq, a predicted model, not a curated record
UCCGUUCACGCGAGAUUUAGAAUGUAAGGAAAAUGGCGGCACACAAAGCGGAGUGUUGACCAAAUUUCCACUAAUAGAUUCAUCAAUCGGAUUUUAUGAGGACUCAUUGCAAGGAGAGAACUUCGUGUACAUGAGGAAAGAAUUAUUGUCAUCGGAUUUUCGCGAUAUGGCAAGAAGAUCGCAUAUAUGUUCAAAAGACAUUCCUGGCGCCCACCUCCGUGUUCGUGACGAUGUCUCGACUGUGUUUUAAUUCUCAGCUUUCUUCGUGAAACGCAUUUUUGAGUGACUGAUACUUCAUUGACAUUCGCCAUGGCAGGGAAAGAGUACAAGCCAGGCGAUAAAAUAUUUGCCAAGAUGAAAGGCUACCCACAUUGGCCGGCGAGGAUUGAUGAACUCCCAGAUGGUGCAGUCAAACCCCCUAAAGGAAAAUAUCCAAUUUUCUUUUACGGUACACAUGAAACUGCGUUCCUGCUGCCGAAGGAUAUCUUUCCAUAUGACGAGAACAAGGAAAAGUACGGGAAAAAGCACGCGAGGAAGGGUUUCAAUGAGGGUCUCUUUGAGAUUGAAAACAACCCUGAUGUCAAGUUUAAAGCACCGACAAGUUCCGAAGACGAUGAGGAGAUGGAGGAAGAAGAGGAGGAACCCGAGGAAGAGGAGGUGAAGGAGAAACCAGCCAAACCCAAGAAAGCCCAGUCAGAUGAUGAUGAUUUUCAGAAGGGGAGACCACCCAAGGAGGCCAAGCAACCCCAGAAGAGGAAGUCUACGGCUGGAGGGGCCAAGGCAGCGUCGGCCAAGAAAGCCAGGAGGGUGUCACGGUCUGUGUCCAAGGACUCCAAGGAGGAAGGUCGAGAGGAGGAAGACUUUGAUGCCGGAUCCUCCCCACCAUCAGACAAUUCCGAUGACGAGGACUUUGCUGAGGAAAAGAAACCUAAAGGGAAGCGAGGGCGGCCAUCAACCGGUGCUGGGCGGGGUAGGAAGAAGUCAAAGGCUGUGUCGGAAAGCGAGAGCGGUGACGACGACGAGGUGGAAGAUGGGGAGGAUGCAGCAGAAGAAGAAGAGGAGGAGAAACCCAAGGCGAAGGCCAAAGCUAAACCCAAGAAAGAAACCCCCAAACCUGCUGCCAAGAAGGCUGCUCCCAAGAAAGUGGGUCGACCGUCCCUGGGUGGGAAGAAAAAGGCCGAGGAGAAGCCUGCUGUGUCUAGUGACAGCAUCAGCUCUGAUAGUGAUAGUGAAUCCAACGAUGAUGGUGUGAGCAGUUGGAAGAAGAGAGACGAGGAGAGGAAGAAGGAGAUCGAGAAACGUAUCAAGCAGGAAGAGGAGAAGCGACUGAUGGCGGAGGAGGAGCGUAUCCGAAUCGCGUCGGAGGAGUUGCAGAAGGAGAAGGAGGCACGUCGCGAGGAAGGAGAAGACGAAGAUGACCGCGACACACACAAGAGGCAUCGCAAGAAGAAGAAAUUCGAGGACUUUGUGGACGCUGACGAUGAAAAAGAAAGAAAACGGAAACGGAAAGAGAGUUUAGACCGAUCAAAGCAUAAAGACGAUGAUGACGAGGAUGAUUCAGAUGUGGAAAAGGAAAAAGUGGAAAAAGAAAAAGUGAAAAAGAACAAAAAGACCGAUAAAAGUGAAGAAAAAGAAAAAAGUGUUAAGAAAUCACGGAAACACAAAGACUCCACGAAAGAUGAUUCAGUUCUGGAAGAAAAUGAGGAAUCAAAAGACAAAAGUGAGAAAAAAGAGAAAGUAAAAGAAAAGGACUCGAAAAAGAAGGAAGAAAAAUUAAAUGAAAAAUCUAAAGAUAAAGACGGUGAGAAAAAGUCUGAGCCGAAGUCAGAGAAGAAGGGUAAGAAGGUGAAAGUGUUGAGUAGUGACGAGUCGGAUGGCGAGGAAGUGGAGAGGAAGAAGGAGGAGGGGGAGGAGAACGAGGAAGAGGGUGCUGCGGUGAAGGACGAAGGUGUCGGAGGGAAAGAGGAGAAGAUGGAGGAAGAAGAGGAACAGGAGAAGGAGGAAGCCGUGGAUGAGAAACCGGACAACCAACCCAAGGAAUCGAAGAAAAAAGAAGCAAAGAAACCGAAGGAACCAAAGUCAAAGAAGGAGGAGACACUAAAGGCAGAAGUUUCAGAGAAGGAAGAUGAUGAAAAGAGGAGAAAACAGGAUAAAGAACGAAGACACCAUGAUAAGGAAGAAGAGAAGGAGAGAAAGAAACGAAUAAAGUACGAACAGAAGAAGAAAGAAAAAAUACAUUUUAUCCAGACGGAGACCACCCUCAUCCAGAUGGACAUCGAGAUAAAGAAGUCAUUACAAGUUGAUAAAACAGAUGUAGACAAGUGCAUUGCCAUCAUGGAGGAUCUGGAAGCGUUGCCCGUCAACCAGAUCAUGCUGAAGAAAAACCCUGACAUCAUGAACACCAUCAAGAAGUGUCGGAAGUACAAGGGCAGCGAUCGCAUCAAGUCCAAGGCGGAAGUGAUAUACAACAAGUUCAAGGCACUAUUUGUCAUGGGAGAUGGAGAAGCUCCUCCACAGCUGACGGAGAUGAAGAAGAAACCAGAACUGAACCAAAAGGAGAACAAGGAGAACGAACUUGACACACAGAAAGGCAGUGAUUCCACACCGACGGACAACAAAGUGAAUGAUAUAACCGAUGGCAACAAAGACACAAACCUUUCUGCGGAAUCGGCCGUGCUGUUGGAAUCGGUAGGCGGAGGCGGAGGAGACCCAAAGGAUCCCAAUCCGUUCUUCUUCUCGAAACCAUCAGCAGUUAUUCCAGGGUUAGAUCUCAUCAAUCCAAACCAAGCCGGUCGUCCAAAACCCGUCCCCCAGCCGGUGCCCCAACCUGAACCAAACAUACCAGAAAACAUCAAGGCAGUGUUGUCAGACCUCAGUGACGAGGAGACUGACGCCAAGGUGAAGGUUGCAGGGGGGGCGGCACCAAACGUGGAGGUACCAAGUCUGGAGGUACCGAAUCUGGAGGUACCAAACCGUGAAAGUGACACGAAAGACAAAACCCCUGUGGAACCGGUGGUGCCAGAUCAGACGGAUCUCUUUCAAGGAUCUGUGAACGAAAAUUCCAGAGAUGUUGUGGAAGGGUCCGAGCCAAAGAAAGUGUCCGGGAUUUUAGAUCUGCCACUUCCAGAUGUUGACACAGACAAUAGUAACAUGACGCCGCUCACCGGCGCCGACACCCCUGCUUCCAGAGUGGAGGGGUCAAGUCCCCUCGUGAACCCUGUGGGUGCUUCAGGGAACACGACCGACACAAGUGUCAUCCCUUCACCGGUUGUGGAUUCCGAUUCGGCAAAGGAGCCUUCCCAUGAUGCACCCCAUGCUGUGACAUCGCCACCGGUGGAAGUGGCGGUGGCUCAAGAAUCAGCGAUGGAGACAGUGGCGUCACUUGUACCUGACUCGGCAGCGGUAGUUCCGGAGACGUCAACGACAAAGUUCCACAACGAGGAGGAGGAAGAGGAGGAGGAGGAAGAUGUGGAGACAACAGAUCGACGUGACCUGAAUGCUCGCAUCCAAGAGAUCAUUAUGGGAACACAGGAGAAGAAGGGACCAGCGUCGUUGCCUGACGAAGACGGCGGUAGUGAGAGCGACCCAGUCAUGGACGAUGACGAACUCCAUUCUCUGCUGGGGGUAUGAAGUUGAGGAGGUUGUUGGUUGUGUGGAUGUCUUUCAACUUCAUUGUAGUCGCGUAUGGAAAUGAUGUCUUCAUUUAUUUGGUGAUAAGGCAAAUAAUUCUCUCUAACAGUCGCUGUUGGUUUAGAAUAUCACUGGUCUGGGCACAAACCCCUGAUAUUGGGAAACCAGAAAAGAGCAAUGAGGAAAUGUGACGAAAGAACUUCCAGGAGAAUAGUUCCUGGUGACGGAGAAGAAAACCAAUAAUCCUUCAGCUCUAAAUAAUGGAGAAAACAAAUGUCAGCGCGACGUCUACAAUCAAACAGAAAAUAUUGGUGAACAUGGAUAUUCAGAAAAGAAGUUCCCAUCCAGGAUGUGUAGUGAUACGAAGGAAGUGAUGAGGCAGGGGAUUGUGGGUAGUCUUCACUGACCUUGACAUGACCCUUCUUGCGAGUGAGGAAUUCGUGAUUCUCAUUUCAAGGUUUACAAUGAUGAACGGCAAGUAAACGAAACAUUUCAACAUUUCAUUCAUCCUGUAAUUAUCUGUAUCUCUGCCGAACAUAUUAGUCGGAUAUCGUUAAGUUGUGCAGUGUCGAGCAGGAUGAUUCACUGGUUCAAGGACAACAGAAUUCUUUGACACACAGCCUUGGCGCAUCGAUUCAAAGAAGUGAAAUGUCGGGCUCAUACACUGUCUGAAAGUGUGCCAAUUUUCUGGAACCUGUUAAAUGUUCAGCUUGAAGUUGUGAAGUGGAGUCAUGCACGUUUAUUAUUUAGUGUCAAACUGUUGUGUAGACCAUCUGUGGCAUUAGGAUGCAACAUCUGUCAUUCACUGCCGUUAUGAAUCAAACACGAACCUUUUCCAUAAAAUUUGUGCUUGUGACAAAUGAGUGACUAGUUAAAUCUGUGGAAGAAUAUCGGUACAAAAUUUAGCAGUUGACUCAAAAGAUUCUGGUGCAAAGACAUUAACUUUGGAUCAGUUCUGGGCUGACGUUUAUAUGAAGUUUCAGUGAGAUAUUGGACUGGGAAUUAUAUGAAGUAUUGAUGUAUCAACUUGAGGAAUGGAGAGUGUGUGUCAGUGUUUUAAAGUACACAAUAAAUGUUCAUCUUGUC